UGCGUGUGUAUAUAUAUAUGUGUGUGUGUGUAUGUGUAUGUGCGUGUGUGCGUUUAGGUUUAAAUGCGGCUAGGUGUUCAGCUUAAUCUUUUUUGGAUGAACACUGCAGGCUACGAAGUUGAAGUGAAUGAAAAUAUUUCGUUGUUCCAGCAGGAACAUUGACGUUACUAUCAUUUACCACGUAUUCCCCUGAUGAAUCAUCGACAUUAUUGUCGUCUAAUUCGUAUUCGACAGUGAGAUCAACGAAUCCAUGGGAUUUUUAUUAUACCAUUAGAAAACUAAAUUCUACGAAAAGGAGGAUACAGAUCGAGAAGUUAUGAUUUUACUGAUUAUAACAAAACAGAUCAUAAAAUAAGGAACUUCGUAAAAAUUGUUUUAAAGACUGUUCGAAACGAUUUGCACGGUAAGAUCGAAACGAGUUAAGUCAAAUUAUAUAAUCACGGAGUGGUGACAGUGUUACUGAUGUAGCUACAUCAUCGAUGACCUUCAUAAGCGGCUGUCUACAUUCGCAACAGACACUUAGGAAGGAGAUGAGUUUGCCCCAGGGAAAUUGAAGAUUGAAAGAGGAAGGAAUUUCUAAUAAAGUUGAAAACAAGACAAAAAAAAUUAUCGCUGAAGAAGAAGGUGAAGGAAAUGCAAGAGAUCCUUUCUAUCGAUCAAGGCUGAGCUUUGUGAUCUUCAGUGGUUGAAGAGGAUGACGGUCACUUAUACUGCUGAGGUCGCUACCUGCCGUGGUCUUGGUUGCUUCCUUAAAUUAUUACUAAGAUGGAGAGCGAGUAUAUACAAAUUGGUAUGGUUAGAUCUGGCCUUAUUUUUAUUCAUUUAUUAUUCAUUAUCAAGUAUCUACCGAUUGAUACUGGAUGACGAACAAAAGAAAAUAUUUGAAGCUGUGGUGGCCUAUUGCAAUCAGUAUAGCGAUCUUAUACCGUUGUCCUUUGUAUUAGGAUUUUACGUUAGUAUAGUUAUGACAAGAUGGUGGAAUCAAUACAUGGUUAUACCUUGGCCUGACUCUAUAGCUGUAUUUGUAUCGGCAACUAUUCAUGGUAACGAUGAGAGAGGUCGAUUGAUGCGUCGUACUAUAGUAAGAUACGUAUGCGUUUGUCUGACCUUGGUUUUAACAAACGUAUCACCAAGAGUGAAGAAACGUUUCCCAACGUUGGAACACUUCGUUGAUACUGGAUUACUAUUGGAGAAUGAACUCUCGAUAUUUCAAAGUUUAAAUGCGAAGUUUCCUAAACCUAGCAAACAUUGGUUACCAAUCGUUUGGGCCUCGAGUAUAGUAACCAGGGCUAGAAAAGAAGGUCGUAUACGCGACGAUUUUGCUGUUAAAACGUUGAUAGACGAGUUGAACAAGUUCCGCGGAAUGUGCGGUAAUCUUAUACAUUAUGAUACCAUAAGUGUACCAUUGGUUUAUACUCAGGUGGUUACAUUGGCCGUUUACACGUAUUUUUUGACAAGCGUUAUGGGGAGACAAUGGAUCCAAACAUCAACCUCGUCCACUAUUGAUGUUUAUUUCCCCGUAUUCACGACUCUACAGUUUUUCUUUUACAUGGGUUGGCUAAAGGUCGCUGAAACUUUGAUAAAUCCUUUUGGCGAGGACGACGAUGAUUUCGAAGUUAAUUGGAUAAUCGAUCGUAACUUACAGGUGAGUUAUCUGAUCGUCGAUGAGAUGCAUCACGAGCAUCCAGAAUUGAUAAGGGAUCAGUAUUGGGACGAAAUAUUUCCAACUGAGUUACCGUACACUGCGGCCUCUCAACCAUUCCGUGAGGAACAUCCUGAACCAUCAACAGCAGGUAUACAAUUGUCGGCUGCUCAACAAGAACUUCAACCCUCCUCCGUUAGAAUAGACGAGAUGGUACCGGAUUAUCAACAAAAAUUUCGCAAUGACGUUGCCGACGACGCCGUAUCCGGAAUACAUUUUACUGCCGACGGGAAAUUGUCCAGAAGUGCUACCACUGCUAAAAUGUCAAGAAGUGCCAGUAGAGUGAGUAAUCGUGACCGCACGUUUAACACUGGAUCAACGCCAAGUAACUUGGGUGGUUCGCUGACCAGGGUCAACAGUGUAACCAGUAUGUUAAAGAGAUUAUUCAGUAAGGAGGAUAGACCGGAUGGUACAUCGAGUGGUACCAAAACACCCGGUAGAAUUCCGCACUCUAGUUCUUCAGCAUCGUUGCAAGCAAGAGUAUUUGCUGGUACAGGUGGCUCGACCAGGAUCGGCGUUAUAGAAGAGGUUGACGAACAGAUGACGAUGACGUCGAUGAGACCAGAACACAGGCCACACGUACAAAGUAUUUUCCCUCAAGGACCACCACCAGCUAGUGCACCAGUCGACGUACCUGGUGCUGAUCAUACCAGAACAAGAGACGUAUUUUCUAACAGUGCACCUGCCACCGCUCAUCUGACUACAGCUGAUGGUAGCAACGGCAAUGGUCACGAUUUCGAGAAUGGCAAUAAAUAUCCCAUUGCUAGGAGAGAGAGAUCCAGUAUCAGUUACGAGCCUUCGAGGAGUUAUCAGAGUACCACGAUAGGCGAUGGCAUGAUCAGCCCUAGAAGUUCAAUAUGUUCGACGAACAGUAGUUCCGACGACGAGUUUACCAAAUUGAAAAUAGAAAGGGAAAAUCAAAGACGUGAAAAGGCGUUCAGACGAUUAGCUAGAAGUAUUAGCGGCCAUGGUAACAUACUCUCUAACGAAGCAAGAAAUUUAACAGAAAACGAAGUACUUUUGUUAGCGGAAUUAGCGGACACAUCGAGACUCUCGUUGGUACCAAGAGAUAACGAUGAUAAGGGGAACGAAAUUGCUAAGGUUUAAGUGAAUCCGUAUGUUUAGCUGAUUUUUCUUCUCUGAUAUUUUUUUUUUUUUUUUCUUUUUCUUUUCCUUUUCUUUUCUUUUCUUUUCUUUUGCAAACUUUGGCCUCUAUUUGUUGUGUGAGAUCGAGCGUAUCUACUCUAAUGUGUAUGUAUGUAUGUGCGUGCGUGUGGAUUCUUCACAGUUUUACUGUAAUCGAGUGUGAUGACAGAAAGAGAAAGAAAGAGAACGA
Molecule: messenger RNA, 3038 nt
Organism: Vespula pensylvanica (western yellowjacket)
Lineage: Eukaryota; Metazoa; Arthropoda; Insecta; Hymenoptera; Vespidae
Product: bestrophin-4-like
Exons: 12
Coding region: 695-2809 (704 amino acids)
Molecular function (GO): chloride channel activity
Source: RefSeq, a predicted model, not a curated record